Messenger RNA from Lodderomyces jiufengensis, 732 nucleotides. RefSeq lists its product as uncharacterized. Gene Ontology annotation, biological process: anaphase-promoting complex-dependent catabolic process. Gene Ontology annotation, cellular component: anaphase-promoting complex. The record is from RefSeq and is a predicted model, not a curated record. The transcript has a single exon. NCBI's taxonomy places the organism in Eukaryota, Fungi, Ascomycota, Pichiomycetes, Serinales, Debaryomycetaceae. The coding region runs from base 1 to 732 and encodes 243 amino acids.
AUGUAUGCAUCAACUGAUCUCUAUCCUCGAGGUCUACAUCAUCUAUGGACUCAAGAUCAAUCGCCAAAAGAACCAAAACAGUUUGCACCACCAUUAGCUUCAUAUACUGCAGAAUUUCCGGGACCUGAUCCUUUGAAACUUAAUAGAUCAAAUGAUUUAUCAAUAUUAAUUAAAAUUAAGCAAGAACAACUUGAUAAAAUUAGAAAUACAGGCUACUCAACUAUUAGGCCCAUAGGUAUAGGUAAGACCAUGGAAGAAAUUGAUUAUAUGAAACAACAAACUACAAGUUCAAUUGAUGAUGAAUUAAAUGAUCAUAUAAUUGAAGCUGCAGAAAAUACAAAUGAAGAAGAAUUAGAUACUUUACCAUUACAACAAGAUUUAGAUGCUCAAAUAUUAAAUGCUGAUGAAACAAUAAAUUCAGAGGAUUUUGAAGAUGAUGAAGAUUCAUUUUCUGAUGGACCUGGUUUUUUAGUACCAGGACCACCACAACUACAACAGCAUCAACAAUUAGAUGAUGAAGGAUUUAUGGCAGCAGACGUCGAAUAUCAAGAUGAUCAUAGUUUAAACUCAGAAACAAAUACAAAUAUUUUAAUGAAUAGUGGAGUUACAACCGGUUUGAUAACACAAAGAACAUCUACUACUAAUCCAACAACUGCUCCUUCUUUACGUACGGUGGAAGAGCGUUAUGUUGAUGAAAAUGAAUAUUCGGAACAAGAUAUGGUUGUUGAUUAA